Panicum virgatum (switchgrass) is the source of this 700-nucleotide messenger RNA. Its product is annotated as non-specific lipid-transfer protein C6-like. Bases 48 to 503 code for a protein of 151 amino acids. NCBI's taxonomy places the organism in Eukaryota, Viridiplantae, Streptophyta, Magnoliopsida, Poales, Poaceae. The record is from RefSeq and is a predicted model, not a curated record. The transcript has 3 exons.
CACACCAAACACCUUCACGCACAACAGCCGCCGCCGCAGCCGCCGCCAUGGCAUCCUCCAAGCUCACCGCCGGCCUCUUCCUCGCCUUGGCUCUCCUGGUGGCCACCACGCCACAGCCCACGGGGGCCACCAGGUCCCAGCCCACCACCCCGUCGUCGUCGCCGGCGCCGUCAUCGAGCCCGUCAGAGCCGCCGGCGACACCGUACUGCAUCUCGUGGUUCAUGGUGAUGACCCCGUGCAUGGACUUCCUCACCGACGCCGGCGUGGCCGAGCCCUCGAGCGGGUGCUGCAAGGGCCUCCAGUGGGUGGUCGACGCCGCGCCCAUGUGCCUGUGCUACGCCAAGAACGGGGAGAUCGACAACCUCAUGCCGGCCAACACCGACUUCCGCCGCCUCGCCGACCUCCCGUCGACGUGCGAAGUCACGUUGCCAGUGGAAGCACUCUCCGAGUGCGAGACUGAGCCGGUGCCACCGUUGAUGCCACCUAGCCCUCCUGCCGCAUAGGGAAACAAAACAUCUAAAGCUGGCGGUUGAAGAUUAGUGGAUUGCAAAGUUGCAGUGCCUUGGCAAAAAGAGUUACCUUAGUUACGCAGUGUGUUUCAGCAUCUCCAAGAGUUCCCAAUCUCACUUUCCCAUCCUUAUUUUUUUAGGAAAAAGAGAAAAAACCCUCUCCAAUAAUAGUUCCCUAUCCUACUUUUCCA